AUAGGGGUUUUGUUUUGUCUGUGUGCAGCUAAACAUCAGUUUCGGUUAUAUACAGACGAGCUUAAUUGACUGUUAAUGCUUAAAAUGUAUUUGUAUUACAUGGGAUUGUUGGCUGACACAAGUUAACAUUAUAUAGCCUAGCCGUUCUUAAAUUAUCAACCAGACAUCCGCAGAGCACCAACUUCCUCCAAGGGAAAACACCUCAAGCUAAUAGCACCUCACGUGACCCAGGCAGGAUUGUGGGCGGAGUCUGGGAGCGAAACAGGAACAGUUUAGACUCCCCCUGGACGAGAGAAGGCGAAAGCAAAAUUUGACUGGGCAUAGGCGGUCGAUUCACUGUAGGCAUGGGAUACAAAACAAGAAAUGUCGCAGCUACCAUGGUUGCGAAGACUAUGCCUCUGUCCGUCCUUGUGAGCCUUUUGGUUUGUCUCUGUGUUACUAGUCAUGCUGAGGAUAGUGGCAUGGAUAACAUUGUCACUGAGAAGAAGGCUGAGGAAAGCCAUCGCCAGGACAGUGCCGACCUGCUUAUAUUCAUAAUGCUUCUCACCCUCACCAUUCUGACUAUAUGGCUCUUUAAACAUCGCCGAUUUCGGUUUUUACACGAAACUGGAUUAGCUAUGAUUUACGGUCUGUUAGUGGGUGUGGUACUUCGCUAUGGGAUCCAUGUGCCAAGGGACAUCAAUAAUGUGACCCUGAGCUGCCACGUAAAUGCCAGCCCAGCCACACUUCUGGUCAAUGUCAGUGGAAAGUUCUACGAGUAUACGCUCAAGGGCGAAAUCAACCCCAAUGAGGCCAAUGAGGUGCAGGACAAUGAAAUGCUCAGGAAGGUGACCUUUGAUCCUGAAGUUUUCUUUAACAUUUUGCUUCCACCAAUCAUCUUUCAUGCAGGCUACAGCUUAAAGCGGAGACACUUCUUUAGAAACAUGGGGUCCAUCCUUGCCUAUGCCUUUGUGGGGACAGUCAUAUCAUGCUUUGUCAUUGGGCUGGUGAUGUACGGCUGUGUGAUGCUGAUGAAGCAGGUGGGCCAGCUGGGUGGAGACUUCUUCUUUACCGACUGCCUGCUCUUCGGAGCCAUCGUCUCGGCCACUGACCCUGUAACGGUCCUGGCCAUAUUUAACGAGCUGAGGGUGGAUGUGGACCUCUACGCUUUGCUCUUUGGAGAGAGUGUGCUGAAUGAUGCUGUCGCCAUCAUCCUGUCCUCGUCUAUCGUAGCGUACCAGCCCACGGGGGACAACAGUCACACGUUCGAGGGCACCGCCAUGCUCAAGUCUUUCGGCGUGUUCUUGGGUGUGUUCAGCGGCUCCUUCGCCCUCGGUGUGGCGACUGGACUCAUGACCGCCUUGGUCACCAAAUUCACCAGGUUGCGAGACUUCCCUCUGCUGGAGACGGCGCUCUUCUUCCUCAUGUCCUGGAGCACCUUCCUGCUGGCCGAAGCCUGUGGGUUCACAGGCGUGGUUGCUGUGCUCUUCUGUGGGAUCACCCAGGCUCACUACACCUUCAACAACCUGUCUCCGGAGUCCCAGGAUCGGACAAAACAGUUGUUUGAGGUCCUGAAUUUCCUGGCAGAGAAUUUCAUCUUCUCCUACAUGGGCCUGACCCUCUUCUCCUUCCAGUCCCACGUCUUCAACCCCAUGUUUAUAAUCGGAGCAUUUCUGGCCGUGUUCCUGGGCAGAGCGGCGAACAUCUACCCCCUGUCCCUCCUGCUCAACCUGGGCCGCCGCCACAAGAUCGGCUCCAACUUCCAGCACGUGAUGAUGUUUGCAGGGCUCCGUGGUGCCAUGACCUUUGCCCUGUCGAUCCGGGACACAGCCACGUACGCCCGGAAGAUGAUGUUCUCCACCACGCUGCUCAUCGUCUUCUUCACCGUGUGGAUCUGCGGGGGAGGCACCACCCAGAUGCUGUCCUGCAUGCGCAUCCGUGUGGGAGUGGAUUCGGAUCAAGACAGUUCGAUGACAGCUCUGGAUGGGACAGAGAGGCGGAGCAACAAGCAUGAAAGUGCCUGGCCGUUCAGGCUGUGGUACAACUUUGACCACAACUACCUGAAGCCCAUUCUGACGCACAGCGGGCCCCCCCUCACUGUCACCCUCCCGUCCUGCUGUGGCCCCCUGGCCCGCUGUCUCACCAGCCCCCAGGCCUAUGAGAACGAAGUCCAGCUGCAGGACGACGACUCGGACCUGAUCCUGAACGACGGCGACAUCAGCCUGACGUACGGCGACGUGACCGUGAGCACCGACGCCUCGGGUGCCCUGGGCAACAGCAGGCCGCGCGCGGGCUCCUCCGCCAUGACCUCGGACGAGGCGCUGGACCGCGAGCUGGCCUUCGGCGAGCACGAGCCCGUCAUCCGCGGCACCCGGCUGGUCCUGCCCAUGGACGACUCCGAGCCCCCCCUCCCCCUCCCCCUGCCCCUGCCCCUGCCCCCGCCCCCCUCCAGCCUGUCCCUGCGCCGCCACCGGGAGUGAGCGCUCGCGGCCGCACGAGCAAAGCGAGGGACUCGCGUCUGUUUUUUUGUUUUUUUCUUCGUUUGUUUUUUCUGUUAAAUUAUCGUUUAUCCCGUCUCGGUCAAUCUCCCACGUUCUCUCUUUUCUAACGGCUUUUAGAAGCAGUUUCGUUGUUUCCCCCCCUCCCCCCCCCCUCCUUUCUACCUCACAGGUCCCUCCCUCUCUGUGUGAUAGUUCUUUAUUUGUUAUUUUUUCUGGCGUAAAUAUCGUCCGACCACUCAGCUGUAGUGCCGUCGGCGUGGCGAUAUUCUAAGCGUAACGUGGGCAUAUCGUCAGAGGUGCAGUAUCUAUGAACAUGCAUGCAUGUCUCAAGCAACAAAAAAGCAAGAAUUGUAAUUGAUAGUUUUAUUAUUAGUAUAGCAAGGUGUAAAAUAACUGCUUUUUGGUUCUAAACAUGGUAUGCAUGGUUAAUUGGCCUUUGUUGUAUGCAAGAUAUAAAUUGAGCAGGAUUUAGUCUUAGCCUUCCCUACCCUUUUCUUUUUUUGUUUUUUUCUCUCCUCUGGAUGUUGUUACUAAGCUGUCAGUUUGCCUUUUGUGUGAGACGGAGUCGACGGAAGCCUGGUGUUCUGGCGGCUCUGUGUGGGUGUGCGGUCAUGACCAAGUGCCUGAUUAACUGUUUCUGCGUGUGAAAUAGCUCCUCCCCUUUUUCGGUCCCAGGCAGUAACCGUAUGCGCUCGCGUUAAAGCCCCUGUGUGGUCGAUCUGGUCGUUUCCCCACAUUCUGCCUUAAUAAGGUCGGGAGUUACUCUGAAAGGGGGACGGUGCAGGAAUUUGUAUUUGUAUUUAUUUAUUUAUUUUGGAUUUUCCUCCAUUUUCUCAAAGGUUGGUGCAUAUUGGUAAAGCAAUUUGGUUUGAAUUUGAGGAUUACAAACUCCAUUUUGGCCCACCCAAGGGGCAUCACUUGCAAUGUAAUGGCACUGAAAAAAUGGUGUGGAAAAAAACAUGAUUCAUCUUAGACAUGAGCAGAAGCAGAAGAUUUGUCUGACCUGGACAUGCCUGUUAUUAGAGUGUUUUAUGUGGAUCGUAGAGGGCAGUCGUGUGUAGUAACUGUGUCUUAGGGCUCUUAGACUUGCCGUGAACAUGUUUGUCAGCAUCGAUUUGGUCAAUAUCAAUGGCAAACCACGAUCUCUCUCCUCACAAUCCUCCUCAUAGGUCAUAUAUCAAAUGGAGUUUUAAUAGCUGGGGGAUUGGAAGGAGACUACCUUUAUUAAAUAGAAAAUAAGAUCACUGCACAGGGUCUUUAAGAAUUUACGGGGGAAUCAUAGAUAAAAUGUAAUGUUAUAGCAUGACUUGACACGUCUGGGAUCUAGCAUUGACCUUUGACUGUGACAUUAUGUCAUUUUCACACUUUGUUACGUAACCUGAUGUUCCGCACUGCUGAAAAGGUUCUGGUAUCCACUCCUGAAAAGGUUCUGGUAUCCACUGCUGAAAAGGUUCUGGUAUCCACUGCUGAAAAGUGCUCUGGUAUCCACGCAAGAUCAAAAACAAAUAACUUUUAGUUGCUUCGUUUUUUAAUUUUGAUGCACUUUAUCUUUCAGAGCCUCUACAUCUUUUUAAAACGCUCCACAUUUAAUCUGCUGCACUGGUUUAAAAUGAUUUUAUGGUUUAUGGACUUUGUUACGUAUUUGACUCUGCCUGGGGUUUUGGGAAGUGAAAAAAAACUAUUUAAGGAAAACGGGUUGGAAUGAAGAAUUUUAAAAAAAGAGCAACAUGCCGUUUGGAGUGAGGCAACCGUUCCGAGGCUAUUUUUAGUGUCUAAUGGGCUCGAGAAAACAAAGGCUCAAGCCAAACACAAGUUAUUACUUUAAAUGGGCAACGUUCUGCCUAAUCGAUGCAGUUAAUUCCAGUCACGACCGGUUGCAUGUGAAACCUCUGGGCUUCACGAGCAGCUGCGUGGCGGAACUGGACUUCCCUCCCGUUCGGGUGCUUUUGAUCUCGCUCCGUUUGUUCUCCUUUACCUUAACCAUUCGGCACGAGCCGUGUUGCAUUUUUUAAAAGUUUAUUUGUUUUUUUUGUUUUUUUGCAUCAGCGCACAAGCAGUAUCUGAACUGUGCUUCCGAUCUUGAAUUUGAAACCUUUUGCUUGAAGGAUUCUGGACCGUCGUUACCUUUUGCUUGAAUGAUUCCGGAAUGAUUCGAAGGCCCGGGUCGGACGGCGGUCCUGUGCGGCAGCUCAGCGAGCGAUUCUUUCGCGGCGUUACUGAUGUCGUUUCGAUGACGAUUCGUGUUUUGUGUUUGUUAAUGUAAAUCUUUUCUCCGGGUUCUUUUUCUGCCGUCGGGGCCGGCGUGUUCAGUGUCCUUGCCUGCGCUGUCACACGGCCUCUUCUUUACACACUGCGCGCCUGUCCGUUUGAUUUACGUCGGAAGAAGGACAGUGAGGGGAAGUGGUGGAUAAGGCAUUAGAAACAGGAUCGGGGAAAGAAAGAGGAAUGUGAAGAGAGGGAGGGGCAGGACAGAUGUUAGACCCUCUCUCUGAAGUGGGUUCAGUACAGAAAGAGACAUAAAAUUGUUGCAAACUGAAAGGAAGAGGAGUUGGGAAGAGGCUUGUUGCCCUUCACAUUGGCCUCAUUUUUUUCAGCAGCAGUAGAUCAGAGAGCGGUUGAAGCUAAGUCAUUUCUACUUUGCCAGAUGCCGUAGGUACUGAGGUAAUGUAAAUCUUCAUCACCACUGACAGUCGGCAUUUGAGCGCUCAUUGUUUUGCAGCUCUCUGUAUUUGAGGUGGUACUGACUGCGUUUGUCAGUGAGGCCUCACAACAACGUCAGUGACUUGCCUAUUUUUUAGCAUUAAGAAAGGGUACACGUAUGAAUGUUUUAUCGGUGACAGGAAAAUGUAUAUGAUAUGCAGUUUUUGAGUUUUGAAGGAUUUUUUUGUGGGGUGGGAAAGGGGGGGGGGUCUUCACUGAUAGAUCUUUUAAGCAUCUCCAGUGCCAGUGCAGCUUAACAGGUGAAGAACAGUAUCUGAUCUGCAGUUUGAAAAUCGUAAGUUUAAAAAAAAGGGUCAGUUUCCCUAAAAGGCCCGCGUUUCUGCCUGCAGUGUUAGCGGCCCAUUGGUCAGAGGGUGCGACGGAGUUGCCGAGGGGAACAGGAAGGCCGUGAGGGGCCACGCCCGGGUGAGGCGGUGUUGAUGUGGAAGGAAGGAAGGGCGGGGGGGGGGGGGGUA
Molecule: messenger RNA, 5656 nt
Organism: Anguilla anguilla (European eel)
Lineage: Eukaryota; Metazoa; Chordata; Actinopteri; Anguilliformes; Anguillidae
Product: sodium/hydrogen exchanger 6-like
Exons: 16
Coding region: 345-2459 (704 amino acids)
Biological process (GO): sodium ion transport; proton transmembrane transport; regulation of pH
Cellular component (GO): membrane; recycling endosome
Molecular function (GO): sodium:proton antiporter activity
Source: RefSeq, a predicted model, not a curated record